ACGAGAGAACAGUCUAUGUAUAAAUUUCGAACAGAGUCGUGAGUUUAUAGAAAGAGAAAAAGAGAAAGAGAUAAGAACAGAGAGACAGAGAUAGAAAGAAAGAGAGAGAGAGAGAGAGAAAACAGCGUACGUAAUACGAAAUUCAACACGCGAUACAAGUUCAUAGAAAUUCAUUUCUGGGGAAGUUUUUGGGGAGUUUUCUGCGCUACAGAAGAGAAAGAAAGAGAUCGUCGAUAAAACGUGCUUAAGGAUCGCGUUUUCCCGCCAACGAACAAACGGUUCCCUUGUUUCGACGGGGAACAAGACUGGACAUUGAAAGAAGAGAGAGAGAGAAAGAGAAAGAGAGAUUUGUGGUUGUCUAAUUGAGGAUCGCGAAGUUACAAGGAUUAAAAGUUUUGAAAUUUAAAAGGAUUUGUUUAAAAUUGUUUUGUAUUCGAAGAGGAGUAAAAAAAAAUGGAACGCAAAGUCGUUAUUGUCAUCGUUACGCUCAUCACCACAAUCAUGUGGUACUCUACGGAAAGUGACAGCGCUGUGGUUAGAUCCUCCCAAGAAUUCUCCGAAGCAAUGGAAGAAAUGCUACGGAACACGGUAAUUAACAAGGUCAGAGAUUUACGCUCGACUGAUCUUGAAGAACGAAACGGGACACGACAUAUUUGUCAAGGCAACCCUUGUGGAUGGGCGAUCUAUACUAAGUUCACGCGACGCUUCGAAUAUUUCAUGAGAAACACAUGCGAGUGCCCAGAUUAUUCAUACAAGUGCGUACAUACGGAAGAUGAUUUAUCCGUAAGUGCAUACGUAUAUCGGUGUCGUCAAAACACGACGUCGAAUGAUACCGAGGCACCCACAGAAGACACGAAUUAGAAGACUUUUAUCCUUUUCUUCCUUUUUUUAUUUUUGUCCUUUUCUUUUUUUUUUUUUUAAAUCAAAGACGUCAAUAACACAAAACACAUUCAAUAAAUUUAACGAGUAAUAUUCCAUUAUAAAAGAAAGCCUUAUCCUUCGAGCUUUUUUUUGUAUCAAUUUAUUUUCACGGGACGAUCCAGACGAUUUAAAUGAGAGAACGUAAAGAAAAGAAAAAAAAAGAAAAAGGUAAAAAUAUAUAUAUUAGUGACACAUUGUCUUCCCUUAUUCUCAAUAAUUUUUCUGCCAUUUAUCAUAUUUCAAUACAAUAAUAUAAUAAUUAUAUAUAUAAAUAAAUAAAUAGAUAUAUAUAUAUAUAUAUAUAUAUAUAUAUAUAUAUAUAUAUAUAUAUUAUUCUUUGGUCAAAUAUGACCACCUUCUAAAAGUUAAAGUAAAAAAGAAUUAAUUUUAUACUUUUCGCAUAAUUUAUUAUUUGAAAUAUGUAUCAUUUCGAUGCGAUAUGCAACAGCAUCAACAGAAGAAAACAUUUCUUUCUAAUUCCUAAAUUGAAUUCAAUUGUAAGGUCACUUAAGAUCGUCCUUCGUUAGUCGGUUUUCAGCGCAUCCGAUAUAUGCGCACCCACAUACACACAUACACACACGUGUGUAUGUAUAUAUAUAUAUAUAUGUGUGUGUGUGUGUAUGUAUAUAAUUAAGUUAACAAUUUAGAAAUAUAGUUUUAAAACAGUUUGCUCGUAAUAAUUUACAAUCGAUUAAUUCUUUCUAAGUGGUAUAUAUAAAAAUAAUUAUUAAAAUAUUUUUAUUAAAAAGAGAAGAAGAAAGAGAAAAAGAGAGAUAGAGAGAGAGAGAGACCAAGUCAAGUAGAACACGUGAUUUAGGUACGACGCAUUGUUGAUUAUUACAUGCAAAUUAAUUAUAUUAGAAUAACAUAUAUAUAUAUAUAUAUAUAUAUAUAUAUGCAAAAAAUUAAUAUUUUUUUUAUCGAUUAUAUUUAUAAUCGGAAUUAAAAUUGUUAUUGAAAUAUUUAAUAUUCCAGAAAAUUAAUAAUAUCAAAAUUAAGGAAACAUUAUAUUUAAAAAUAUAAGCAAUAUUAUGAUAACGCGUUACACAAAAUCUUAUACAUGUAGUGUAAUAAUUACAUAAGUUAUGAAUACCUGUACAUACACAAGUAGUACAGUUGUCACAACGUUUUCAACAAUGUGUCAACAUAUCUAAUCAUACCAACAGAAUCAAAAAUAUCGUAUAAGUAACAAGAUUAACUUUUUGAUGUAUUUACAAUUUUCUUUUUUCUUUUCAUUCUUUUUCUUUUUUUUUGUUUUACAAUAAGGUCCCACGCGAAUCCUUUCCAAAGUUAUUAAUAACGUUGUACUUAAUGGAAAUGGGAUCGUGAUUGAAAAAAUAGCUAUAGUAAUUUGUGUGGUAGUAUUACGAAAAAUAUUGAAUAAUUUUUUGUCGUCUCAUCUUAUCGACUAUUCGAGAGAGAGAGAGAGAGAGAGAGAGAGAGAGAGAGAGAGAGAGAGAGAGAAAAGCAAAAACUCUCUGUAAAAUAAUACGAGCAAUUAAUGUUUAAGUAUAUCAUAGAUUUAAACAUUUGAAAUAAUUAAGAGAGAUAAAUCUAUGUGAAGAAGAAAAAACAAAAAAUCAUUAGCCUCAUAUAAAUUAUAUAUCAAUAAAUUAUAUACCAACAAUAAAAGAAAGAAAGAAGGCCAAAACAAAAAUGAAGUUAACAUCGUUCGAAAAUUAUGAUCUCCGUUAUUUCGCGAAAUCGAUUAUAUAUGUAUAUAUAUAACAAUUUACACGCAAAUUGCUAAUAAUAAUAAUAAUAAAUAAUAAUUAAGUAAAAAUGUUGUUAAAAAAGUGUAAGAGAAAGCAAAACAGAAAAAAAGAAAGAACAUCUUUUAUGUUUAAUUAUUACAUCGAAAUAUUCAGAAAAGAAAAUGGUAAUCAUUUUUUGACAGAGGCUCUAAUUAAACGUAUUCGUAAUGCAGUAUUUCAAAUAACUUUUAUGUGUAAUAUACAAAGAUAACAAAACAAACAAAAAAUAAGUUAAAAGAUAAAAGUACAAAACCAAUUGUAUUGUACAAUUAUUAUAUAAUUAAUAUUAUCGACCUCCACCUUUACGAGCCCUACCUCCCUAUCUUCCUUCCUCGCCCUUUAUUAGCCCCGAAUAUGAUACGAUUUUUAAUAAAACGAGUAAGUUUAUUCAUAAAA
Messenger RNA from Vespa crabro (European hornet), 3071 nucleotides. RefSeq lists its product as uncharacterized. The coding region runs from base 454 to 861 and encodes 135 amino acids. The record is from RefSeq and is a predicted model, not a curated record. Lineage: Eukaryota; Metazoa; Arthropoda; Insecta; Hymenoptera; Vespidae. The transcript has 4 exons.